Messenger RNA from Dichomitus squalens LYAD-421 SS1, 1692 nucleotides. RefSeq names its product MFS general substrate transporter. NCBI's taxonomy places the organism in Eukaryota, Fungi, Basidiomycota, Agaricomycetes, Polyporales, Polyporaceae. The record is from RefSeq and is a predicted model, not a curated record. Gene Ontology annotation, molecular function: transmembrane transporter activity. Gene Ontology annotation, biological process: transmembrane transport. Bases 1 to 1692 code for a protein of 563 amino acids. The transcript has 18 exons.
AUGCUCGUAACCGGAUACCCCGCCUUCGCGCAGAAGGAACUCAUGGACUCCUUCGCUGCCCGCGACAGCAUUGAUGUCACACCACGGGCCAGCGAGGACGUCACUGUUCGCGGGAGCCUCGACUUCCCCAUCAGGGAGAGCGUCGACAGCACCGUUAGGGGCAGCGUCAACAUCGCUGCCAGGAAGAGUCUCGACCAAACUAUUAGGGCGAGCACGGACACCAGGCUAGAGUUCAAGAGGACCAGCAUGGACUCGGACAAAAUGAGUGAAAUCAUUGAGAAGGAGAUAGACUCGGGUCAGACUACUCCCGUGGAGGAGUUUUUGAACUGGUCAGGAUGGUACAAGUGGUACCUGAACAUGCUUGGAGGCUUAUUGGGCUUUGUGACGACCUUUGCGUCGUCCGCGCCGUCCGGGUAUGCCACCGACAUCCUCGCCAAGUUUCACCUCGAUGCCGAACUCGACGCGCUCGUCAUCUCGCUUUUUGUUAUGGGCUUUUGCGUUGGGCCUCUUCUGUGGGCUCCGCUCUCUGAACAGUACGGACGUCGACCCAUCUUGAUCAUCAGCUUCCUUGGGUUCACGGCCUUUCAAAUUGCAUGUCCCUUCGCAACGCACUUCGGUGCUAUCGCCGCCUUCCGAUUCUUAGGCGGUGUCUUCUCGGCUUCUACUCAGCCCAUAGCCCCUGCCUUUGCUGUCGAUCUCUGGGAUGAUGCGACAAGGGAGAAAGCUCUCAUCGUCCAAGCUAUCCUGUCUUUCAUCGGUCCUACAAUCGGUCCUCUUGUCAGCGGCUACAUGGCUGCAGCAAACAUUGAUUGGAAGUGGUGUUUCUGGAUGCUCGCCAUAAUGACCGGCACGUGCACCCUCUUGAUCAUCCUCACCUACCCAGAGACCUACAGGCCGAUCCUUCUUACCCGCAAGGCUAAGCGUUUGCGCAAGGAGACGGGUGACGUGCGCUACCAGGCCCCCCUUGAGCUAGUUCAGAGUCCCAAGCUGUCUGGAAGGCUUCAUGAUACACUGGCCAAACCUUUUAUCAUGUUCCUCCUCGAGCCCAUGCUAAUCGCUACCACGAUGUACCUGGCGUUUCUCGGCGGUUGUCUGUACAUGCUAUUGGAGGCGUACCCUGUCGUUUUCCAGGAGGGCUAUCACUUCUCUUCCAGCACGCUCGCCCUGACAUACCUCCCUGUGACCGCUGGCAACUUUUUCGCAUUGGCUCUGCACCUCUGGGUCAUACAACCCGAGUACGAGCGGAAGGUGAAGGCAUAUGCGCCUAACCCAGUUCCUCCUGAAGAGCGGCUCUGGGUGGCGGUGUGGGCCGCCCCUCUCUUCGCCAUCACCUUCUUGUGGUUCGGGUGGACGUCGUUCCCGACGAUCAACUUCUGGGUUCCGAUGAUGUCAGGCUUCGUCAUGGGUUGUACGAUGCUUCUCUUGAUGGUCGCAAUGUUCAAUUACAUCGUCGACGUCUACGCUUUCGCAGCAGCAAGCGCACUCUCAUCCAGCAUGGCCAUCCGAAACGUCUUCGGCGCGGUGUUCCCACUCUUCUCGACGCAGAUGUACCGCGCCCUCGACCCGCGGUGGGCGUCGACCUUAGUGGGGUGUGUCGCCAUCGUCGCUAUCCCCAUCCCCAUUGUCCUCAAACGGUAUGGUCCCGCGUUCCGCGCGAAAUCGCGGUACCAAGACCCCGUGCGCAUCAUUUAG